Molecule: messenger RNA, 2518 nt
Organism: Cherax quadricarinatus
Lineage: Eukaryota; Metazoa; Arthropoda; Malacostraca; Decapoda; Parastacidae
Gene: Pdp
Product: pyruvate dehydrogenase [acetyl-transferring]-phosphatase 1-like protein, mitochondrial
Biological process (GO): protein dephosphorylation
Cellular component (GO): mitochondrion
Molecular function (GO): [pyruvate dehydrogenase (acetyl-transferring)]-phosphatase activity; cation binding
Source: RefSeq, a predicted model, not a curated record
UCGUCUGCUGAGACUUGUAAACAAGACAAGACCGUCACCGUCAACACUAACCUCACUUAUACUCAUAUUAUCCCCUACCUACAGUAUACCACACUAUAUCUAAUCCCUACUUGCAGCUACGUUAUGGCCAGAGUGUUCUCCCGUCUGUACCAGAAUGUAAGGCCGCUAUCUCGCUGCUUAGGAAACAAGGUAUUGUGUGUUGAGGGAUUUCGUGGGAGGCGAGAAGUGUCUGGGUCAGUCUUCAGUUAUCCAGGUCAAGUGUGUUGCUUCUCCAACACUUCUACACGAUACAACGCCUUUCCUCGUCCUAAACUUUCACCACAAGAGGUGACUCAGAUUCUGCGUCAGAAUGAAGGAGUGGUCCAAGUGAGUGGUGGUGGAGAUCAAGAAUGGACAUCACAAGAUAUAAUGCCUGCUGCAACCUACUCAAUAGAUUCUGUAGAUUCUAAUCAACUUGCAUCUAAUUCUCCAAUAGAAGACAAGCUAGCAGUUGCCCGAUGUCUUCACACCACUGGUUACCUGUUUGGUGUGUUUGAUGGCCAUGGAGGUCCAGAAUGUAGCCAGGUGGUGGCCAAGCGAUUGUUUGAUUAUAUUGCUGCUUCGCUGUUACCUCGUGCAGAGUUGCGUCGUGUUGUGUCUGAGUGGAAGGCUGGCUGUCGUGUCCCCCUCAUCAUGGUUUAUAAUGACCCAUCAAAAUUUGUCUCAGGACUACAGGAGAUCUACGAUGCAUCCUUGUUGAGCUAUUGUGAAAAUUUACUGGCCUCUGUUUCUCAGGAUUUUAGUAUGGAAGAGGCACUAAUGGGUGCAUUUAUUCAACUGGAUAAUGAUUUAGGCCAUGAGGUUGUGGAAAAUCAAAAUUCCUCCAUGUUAGAGCCCCUGCUCCGUGUGGCCCUGUCAGGGUCUGUGGCAUGUGUAGCACAUGUUGAUGGUCCUCACCUCCAUGUUGCCAAUGCAGGAGAUUGUGGGGCUGUGCUAGGAAUGCAAAGACAAAGUGCAGGAGGUGGCUGGCAAGCUCUUCGUCUUACAAAUGACCACUCUUGGGAAAAUCAAUCUGAGGUAGACCGGGUACUGUCGGAACAUCCACCAAUAGAAGCAGAAUAUGUGGUAAGAAACCAGAGAUUAUUAGGAAUGCUUAUGCCCUUCAGAGCCUUUGGAGAUUUUCGUUUUAAAUGGGACCGGGAUACGCAGAUCAGAAUAAUACAGCGUUACGCAGGACCUGAUAAUAUAAUUCCUCAUUGCUUGACACCGCCAUAUCUCACUGCUGUACCAGAGGUGACUUAUCAUCGCCUGCGUCCUCACGACAGGUUUUUAUUGAUGGCUUCAGACGGUCUUUGGGAAUGUAUGAGUGCUUUAAAUUCUGUGAAUUUGGUUGGAGAGUACAUGAGUGGCCGUCAGACCCUCCAGCCAGUGCGAUUCCCAAGGCAAAUUAUUACCUUAAGGGAGAUUGCUCAGUUGUUAGAACAGCGACAGAAAGGUUUGUCUCUCAAGCCUGUUGAUACCAAUGCAUCUACACAUUUAAUACGCCAUGCCCUGGGAGGAUCUGAUGCAGGCUUGGACCAUUCACGUCUCUCACAUUCGCUCACUCUUCCACCGGAGGUCCGACGUUACUUCAGGGAUGAUAUAUCCAUUCAUGUAAUAUUCUUUGACUCUAACUUUUUAAGAGUAUGCCCUGUAGAAAUUUAGGCCAUAAAUUUGUAUAUUUAUAUUUUAUUUUGUAGUGUAUUACAGUACUAACUUUUCUUAUAAAUUGUGCAGUAUUUUCACAAUGCUUAAAGAUCCUUUGCAAUAUGAUUGAGAAGUAAUAGUUAAGGAAUUUAAGACACUACCAACUACAACCCAUAAUAUGGGUAACAUCGGUGCUAUUUAAUAAUACUGAAUAUAUAUUUAAGUUUGUCAGGGGUACAGCUCACCUUAUUUUGAUAAGUCUAUCAACAAUGAAGUGAAGAUUUUAAAAUUUUAAGUAUAACUUGAGUGAAGUACUGUGCAUGGUAUAUCUUAUGUUCUUAUCUCAAGUUAUGAAUCACAUUGUAUUGGUUUGAUGAAUCACAAAUCAAGUAUGUACUGUUAUUAAGAGUAACUUAAUAGUCUUCACACUACAUCAUUAUGGCAUGUAUUUGGGUUUAGACAUAAUUUGUUUGCAAAGUUUACUUAAUGAAAGAACAAAAAGGCACAAUACUGUAAGUGGAACAAUACACAAAUAACCCCCACAGAGGAGAAAUGUCAUGUUUCUUUCUCCUGUGUGUGGGUUAUUUGUGUAUUUUACUCAGCAUGCUUGCUGGCAGAUUGGAUGGUGCUUGUUAUUACAAUAUUGCUACUAAGCAAGUUAAUGAAGUAUUGAAAAGCUGCAGCUGCCACUUGCCAGUGAAAUAAUUUCCUAUAUAAUUUGGUAGUUAGCUAUCAGUUUAGAUAAUGUUUGCCUUUUGUUUGACGAGAAAGGGUUCUGUAUGCCUUACUGGGUUUGAUUAAUUCCUCAGAAUGCAUUUUGCUCUAUUAAAAAAUAGAGAUUAUAGUGCUGAAA